AUCUUCAACGUACACAACCACACGUGUGUCGUGUGUCUUGUUUAUCUCACUGUUUGGUCAAAUAUAGUCGAUUUUAAAUUUUAUAGAAACGACGAGCUUUUAGAUCUCAACCUAUCUGCACAAAUCAAGCAACCGGAUUUAUUGCAUUGAAUAGAAAAAUUACUAUGUCGAAAGCAAAACUAAGGAAAAGGAAAGCCAUCAAACGGAAAGCGUCUAAGAAAGCUAAAAAGGCAGAGGAAUUAAAAUCAGUGUCAAGCAGCAACCAAACUCCACCAAAACAAGUCGGCAACAAAAAGAGUAAAAAAUUCUACGCCGUUGGAGUUGGCCAGAAAAGAGGAAUUUUCGCCACACAUCAGGAAUGUCUCAAGCAAACCAAAGGAGUCAGCUUUUCCCACCACAGAUCGUUUUCGACUUUAGAAGAUGCCGAAGAAUAUGUUAAAAGAUAUGCGAAUGUUGUUGCGGGCACGCCAAAUUUCAAUGUGUCAAAUAAAAAAUUCAAGCAAGAAAUAGCAGUUACGGCAAAUAAUUCAGCAGCAGAAGCUAAGCCUGUUGAAACUCGUACCGCCCCUUCCAUGAAGAGAACUGUUGCUGAAGAAUGCAGUGCUCACAAUCAGCAGUCCAAAAAGCCCAAAUUAAGUAAAAGAGAUUCAAGUGAGAAAGCCGAAGAGCUAACAAAAGAGGAACUUUUAAAGCUGAAUGAAGAGGUGGAGAGGCUGAGGAAAAAACAGUGCGAACUCAAAGAGGAAAUUUCGAAGAUUACUCAGUCUGUUCAGGAUAAGGUUGACAGCCUGAAUGUAAUGAAAGAAGUGAUUACCAAUAUGGAGAGACUUGAAGCAGAAGUGGAGCGCGAGUUAAAUUCGUCAUUAUUUGAAGCAGCCAAACUUCAAAAACGGAGUCGAUUUCAAAAAGAAACCCCCUCUACAUUAGCUAAAGAAAUAUCUCAACAUUAUGAGGGUAGGGAUACAGAACAAUUAGGAAGCUUCGAAUAUGACAACAAAAACUUCUGUAAAGUUUACAUACGUGGCGUCUUGCUCAACUCUGAUCCUGCUAACAAAUCAGGACUAGGAGUAUUUUUUGGUGACGGAAACGAAUUAAAUAUUAGUGAAUUGCUGCCUUUGAAGGCAAGAACUUGCGCGAAUGCUCAAGCAAUGGCUGCAAUAUUAGCCUGCAAAGUGGCUAAACUGUCAAAUAUUGCGAGGAUCAACAUUCAUACAACCAGUUCACUCUUAUUCAAAGGUGUAACUCAGUUACAAAAAAAGUGGGAAAAAAAUGGCUGGCUAAAUUUAAGCAACCAGCCUGUUGUUCUGAAGGAAGGAUUGAUGUGUCUAAAUGAAGCAAAGAAAGGCUUGACAGUUAAGUGGAUUAGCAAGGCGCAAGCACGUUGCACAGGCUACAGCAACAAAGCAGUCGGCAACAGCACAAGCACAACCUCACCAAGCACUUACGCCACUUACCAAGCACAAGCACCACUCGGCACUCGCUUCAAAAGCAGCAACAAGCAGACUGCUCCCUCACCCAGCUCACCCUUACCCUUAGUCACUCACACUCACUAUUCUCUGAGCAGACGUUCUGUCCUGACGUGUCCUCGACCGCAGCUCUCACACAAGCCGCAUCCAGGAUUCAGAUUUGAAACGAAUUGUGCACCAAAUUGGUUAAGAAAAAUGGCCUAUCGCAAGGGCUCUGGGUCUAAAAGCAGCGGCUACGAAUAUGACAGUCAAGGCCGCACCAUUGUCUACACUGACGGCAGCUGCCUCAACAAUGGAAGGGCCGGCGCCAAAGCUGGAGUUGGAGCCUAUUUUGGUCCAGACAGCAAGCACAACAUCAGUGAGCCGCUCAGGGGGAAUGCCAGACCAACCAACAACAAUGCUGAACUCCAAGCUGCCACUCGAGCUUGCGAACAAGCUAAGGAUGCAAAUAUGUCUGGAAUCUGUAUUCGCACUGACUCUGACUUCAUGGUCAAAGGUGUGAAUGCGUGGAUGCCCAAGUGGGAGAAAAAUGGUUGGACCACGUCUGCCAACAAGCCUGUGGAGAACAAGUCGCAGUUUCAGGAGCUGAAAAAUGCCAUGAGUGGCAUGAAUGUGAAGUUUGAAUAUGUGCCAGCCCACUCCAACAACCAUGGAAAUGAGAUGUCUGAUCGUCUGGCCAAAGCUGGAGCCGAGAGAUACAAUUGAAUUCUAACAACUAUACUACUCUCAAGCUAGGUGCUUAACAUUUGAUUUUCAACCCAUUUUUUUCUUUAAUUGAUCCUAGCUUGACAUUAAUGUUCACUUUGCAUGUAGCAAGUUAAUAAAAGCCGUUAUCAAAUAAUA
Molecule: messenger RNA, 2309 nt
Organism: Cloeon dipterum
Lineage: Eukaryota; Metazoa; Arthropoda; Insecta; Ephemeroptera; Baetidae
Exons: 12
Coding region: 165-2171 (668 amino acids)
Biological process (GO): DNA replication, removal of RNA primer
Molecular function (GO): RNA-DNA hybrid ribonuclease activity; nucleic acid binding
Source: RefSeq, a predicted model, not a curated record